CCUUAAGCUCUCUCUCAGAAGCUACCACACACACACGCGCGCGCGCACGCACGCACGCUCUCUCUGAAGGGCCGAAGGCUACCUGCCCGUGCCUCCUGUGUGCGCCGUCUCCCCCGAGCUCGGCGUUCGAACGAGACCGGGAGCUUGCGGGCUUCGCGCACGUUGCACACGAGCUUAGCUUGGUUCUCCGGCCGGCCGGGUUUGCUUCUUUGGCCGCGCGCCGCGCGCCGAGAGUGACAUGACGACGAGCCAGGACGUGGUUGUUUCGGAGAUGGGCAUUGGGGCGGGCGGGGCCGCCAUGCCGGGCUCCGGCGGCGCGGGCCUCUUCGCGUGCCGCAGCGCCGCCAGCGCCGGGGCCAUGUCCAUGCGGCAGACGUACCUCGACCUCGCCGCCGCAGCCGCGCGCUCCGCCAACUGCACGUGGGCCGAGCUCGAGGUCAUGCGCGCUGCCUCGCCCACCCGCUCCCGCCCCGGCGCCGACGUCGACGAUCUCACGGCCUGGAUGAGGAAGCACCCGUCGGCACUAGCCAAGUUCGAGCAAAUCGCCAGCGCGUCCAAGGGCAAGAAGAUCGUCAUGUUCUUGGACUACGACGGCACCCUCUCCCCCAUCGUCGCCAACCCCGACGCCGCCUACAUGAGCGACGCGAUGAGGGAGGCGGUGCGCGACGUUGCCAAGCACUUCCCGACGGCGAUCGUGAGCGGGCGGUGCCGCGAGAAGGUGCACAACUUCGUCGGCCUCUCCGAGCUGUACUACGCCGGCAGCCACGGCAUGGACAUCAAGGGGCCAAGCUCCAAUCCUGAGUCUGUCGUGUGCCAACCUGCAAGAGAGUUCCUCCCCGUGAUCGAGGAGGUGUACAAGGUGCUCGUGGAAAAGACGAAGUCCACACCUGGAGCCAAGGUGGAGAACAACAAGUUCUGCCUGUCCGUCCACUUCAGAUGUGUGGAUGAAAAGAGAUGGAACUUCUUGGCUGAGCAAGUCAAGGCCGUGAUGAAGGACUACCCCAUGCUGAAGCUCACUCAAGGGAGGAAGGUCUUCGAGCUCCGGCCCAGCAUUAUGUGGGACAAGGGCAAGGCUCUGGAGUUCCUGCUUGAAUCGCUAGGAUUCGCCAGCUGCAGCGACGUCCUGCCGGUGUACAUCGGCGACGACCGCACCGACGAGGACGCCUUCAAGGUGCUGCGGAAGAGGGGCCAAGGCGUGGGCAUCCUGGUGUCCAAGUCCGCCAAGGAGACCAGCGCGUCCUACUCGCUGCAGGACCCGGCGGAGGUCAUGGAGUUCCUGCUCCGGCUCGUGGAGUGGAAGCGGAGGUCGGCGACGCCGCCCAUGGUCAGGCCGCGGGUGUAACCACACCCCCGCCGGCACCCCACCAGCUAUAGCCUAGUCGUAGUAGCACAGAUCCAAGACGCCGGUCGGGUCGACCACCGGUCAAUCAAAGCUCGUCGCCAUCCGUGUCCCGUCGUGCCAACACCACGUACCCCACCCCCACCCCCACCCCCACCCCGCCAAGUUUUCUCUGAUGAUUCUGUGGUGGCCUCCGGAGCGGACCCUGCGGUGGUUACGUGCAUGUUCUUCGGUCGAGCCCCCUUGGAAAACGAUCGGAGGCCACGCAGCUCGCUUGCUCCCGAUCUGUGCACGCCUGUGUGCUGGGAGCUGCAGCAGCAUAUUCACCCCAGUGACCCGGCCGACCGGCCGUGUCUAGCUAGCUACUCCCCCGGCCGGCCUGCAAUGUGCUACUACCACUACCACUGCUGGUCGAUCUACUAGUACUCUACUACUACUACGUACUACUCCCUUGUUGUUUUUUGUCCCACGGGCUCGGAAGGCACAUGCAAAGCUACCUGCCGUUCCCAGCCCUUAACGAGAAAGAAGGUUCUUCGUAUUAUUAUUCACCCAUGUAACUAGCUAGGGUCCAUCAUCCACCUCGCCCGCCCUCUGUUCAGUGUGUUAAUUGUCUCUGUAAAAUGCAGUAAUUGAAUCAGUUAACGAUGAUUGUUUCGUGGAUCA
Hordeum vulgare subsp. vulgare (domesticated barley) is the source of this 2002-nucleotide messenger RNA. RefSeq names its product probable trehalose-phosphate phosphatase 4. Gene Ontology annotation, biological process: trehalose biosynthetic process. Gene Ontology annotation, molecular function: trehalose-phosphatase activity. The coding region runs from base 239 to 1342 and encodes 367 amino acids. Lineage: Eukaryota; Viridiplantae; Streptophyta; Magnoliopsida; Poales; Poaceae. The transcript has 9 exons. The record is from RefSeq and is a predicted model, not a curated record.